GUGACUCAGCCACAUGCGCACUUUCGGGCCCUAGUGUUCUGCUUGGUUUUUGAAAGCCCACACCAAAUAUUCUAACCCACCUCAUCGACACCAGCCAAAUCGACCGGUAACUCGACAACACCGUCAAAAUGCCGAGCCACAAGACCUUCCGUGUCAAGCAGAAGCUUGCUAAGGCCCAGAAGCAGAACAGGCCUAUCCCCCAGUGGAUUCGCCUCCGCACUGGCAACACCAUCCGCUACAACGCCAAGCGUCGCCACUGGCGCAAGACCCGUCUCGGCCUCUAAAUGCUCUCACGAUUCUUCCAUAUUCCACCCCCAACGAUGGUCUUCUUUUCCUGGUUGCUCUGAUCCACCUCCAUUUUUCGAAAACUGGAGCUUGGGAAUGCGACCUAUGACGGCAACCUUCUUCUCUCGGCCUUUGUCCUACGAAAUUAAACCGAUAACGAAAUCUUCCCGACCUCCCGCUACGGAGUUGUUUUGCUAGGGCGAAGUCACCGAUCACCAGCAAGCACGAAGGAGAAGCGGGCAAGGGCAACCAGGAAGCAAAUACCGGAAGAUGAUGUGAUCACAACCAAGUUCUGGCUCGGCGGCGGUCGGUUCUCAGCUGUGUUCUUUCGGCGGGGGGAAAUAUCCUGGAACUCGAUCCUUGUUUUGGGGGAACGUAAACUUUCGGAGUACUAUGCUUUCACGGCAAACAUUUAGAAGGACGGUUACUGGGGGAAUUAGGAUCUGAAAUGAGAGAAAACGUGGUGCACGAGAGUUGAUUCCCAUAUUUGUUCUACCCAUGUUCUCGGAACUGUGCUACAAAAUCGGUCUAUGUACCAUGUCGUGUGCGCAUUAUAUCAAGGUCUGUGACACCGAGGGGGCUUGAUCAAAAGACGUGGGCAAUGUCCAAAUCAGCCCGCCUACGUUCCAUCAACGACUUCUGUACCCUUGGCUUGUAUAAAGCGAGUAAAAAUGAGCCAUGAUAUACAACUUGGGUAAGCUCCCUCCUAGUCUCUCUGCAA
This is a messenger RNA of Neurospora crassa OR74A, 1006 nucleotides long. Its product is annotated as 60S ribosomal protein L39. Gene Ontology annotation, cellular component: cytosolic large ribosomal subunit; ribosome. Bases 129 to 284 code for a protein of 51 amino acids. The transcript is spliced from 3 exons. The record is from RefSeq and is a predicted model, not a curated record. Gene Ontology annotation, biological process: translation. NCBI's taxonomy places the organism in Eukaryota, Fungi, Ascomycota, Sordariomycetes, Sordariales, Sordariaceae. Gene Ontology annotation, molecular function: structural constituent of ribosome.